GUUGCGUUGCAUAUGUCAACAAAAAUAUGUAUAUUGUGUAUUUUUUAAGUCGUCAAUCAUUUAAUAGAAAUGUAUUUUAAUAUUAUAUUAAGUUUAUAAUUUAUAUAUAUAUAUAUAUAUAUUUAUAAAUAAAAUAUUUUGUUCUAAUUUUAUACAACGAUGUUUUAAGUUGUCAAGUUAUAAAACAUAUUUUAAUAUCAACAGUCUCUAGUCUCUUAAUUAGCAUAGCAACUUAACAACUGACGCAAGAAAGAUAAUUACAGAAUAAAAUAAAAAUUAAUAAUAAACAUAUGUAUCGAAUAAUAUAUCUACUUUUUAUUGGAGUCAGUAUAUUUUGAAAAUAAUGGAUAUUACACUGGAUGACAAAUUAGGAGCUUUUCAGCAAAUAAGUCAAAGAAAAUUGAUUGAAAUUUUAGAUGGCAUUGCUGGAAAAAAGGAUUUAAUAAUAGAACAAAAAUUAAUGAAAUUGUUAGAUUGUUUCGUUGGAGUUACUGUAUUAAGGAGAUAUGGAGUUGAAAAAAUAUUCAAAAUGGAACAAGGUUUAAAACCUGCAAAUGCUCAACGAAUUUUUAUUUCUUCGUGUGAUUUGAUUGCGUGUAAAAGAGUCUUGGAUCAAAUACAAGCAGAACGCUCGAAUUCACCCGGAUUAUCUCACCACGUUUUGGUUGUUCCACUCGUUCCUCUCGCACUCCGCUCUCUUGUUGAGGAAGAAGGUCUCGCGGGAUUAAUCGAAUUACGUUCACUUUCGUGGGAAUUUAUUCUUUUCGAUGGAAAUUUUCUCUCAAUGGAAAUUCCAUUUUUCAGCGAUCUUUAUUAUUAUAAAGACACUGGAUUACUUCCGGCAUUGUCGCGAAAUCUUUGGUCACUGAAAUUAAUUCUCGGUGCACCACGAUUGACACUUGCAUUUGGCAAGCACAGUCAGCAAACAUUAAAAAUGGUGAAAACAAUUGAAGAAUCAUUUGGUACAUCGAGCAGUGAACAUGAAAUUGGUGCAUUAAUUCUCAUGGACAGAUCAUUUGAUUUGGCAUCGACACUUCUUACUUCUGUCACUUAUUUGGGUCUUCUUAGUGAAGUUGUAGAUAUUAAUAUUGGAACUGCAUCGCUCGGCACUGCACAAACGAAACUCGAUCCAAAUAAAGAUCAAGUCUAUGGCGAAGUUAGAGAUAAACAUUUUAGCGACGCUUUUCCCACACUGCGAAAUAAGGCCAAGUUAUUAAAAAACGAACAGGAAUCAACGCAGGGAAUGAAAUUGGCAGAAAUGAAGCACUAUGUAGCGACUACUCUGAAAAAAACAACGGAAGUGAAGCAGCAACUUGAAUUUCAUAUUACCGCUUGUGAGGCGGCAAUUAGUGCUCUAGGCUCAGAAUUUGAGAAUCUCCAUUCCAUCGAAGAAUCUAUUUUAGAAUGUACGAGACGAAAAGAAUGUUUGGAAUAUAUUGAGAGAAAUAUAGAUGAUCAUCCACUACGAAGUCUUCGCCUUUUAGCUUUACUUUCAAUAACAAGCGACGGAGUGACGCGCAGUGAAACACAAACAAUCCAACAAGCUCAUCUUCAUGCACACGGCUAUCAAAAUAUACCGUUGUUUCAUAAACUUGAAAAAGUGAAUUUACUGAAAUAUCGAAAUGAGAAUGUUCUCAAUAAAUUGCCAAACUGGACAAGCAAAUGGAUGAUGAAUGCAAAAAAAUUAAAAUUAAUUCCUAGUGCUUCGAAAAAUGUUGAUCUUAAAGGUCCCACUUGUCCCAGUUACGUUUUCAGCGGUGUUUAUAUUCCAGCAAUUGCGCAAAUAAUAAAUACUGUUGCGAAUCAAAUGGAUGCGAAGAGUCUCGAAGAAUUGACUAAUUUACCUGAGUGCAUUGUCACUGGCAGUCAAGGAACAAUUACACCAAAAACAAUUGUUGUUUGUAUUAUAGGUGGCAUAACAUACGCCGAAAUAUCCGCUUGUCGACUAAUAGAAAAAUCUGCCGGUAUUCGUUUAGUUUUAGUCUCAGAUAGCAGUAUAACCGGAAAUAAACUAAUAGAAACUGUACAAAAUUCGUAACAACAAAUUUUUUUAUAAUUUUUUUAGGUAGAAAAUAAUUAAUUAAAUUUUACAAACAAAUUAGAAUUACAACAAAAUUUGUUUUUUAUUUUUUAAAGAAAAGAAAUGUAAACUUAAUUUUUUUUUAAGAAAAGAAGAAAUUUUUUUAUCAUAUUUAUUAUUACAAAAUUUUGUGGAAAACAAAUUUUUUAUACCGCUUUCAGAAUGAA
This is a messenger RNA of Leptopilina heterotoma, 2247 nucleotides long. It is a transcript of the gene Vps33B, whose product is annotated as vacuolar protein sorting-associated protein 33B. Gene Ontology annotation, biological process: vesicle-mediated transport; intracellular protein transport. Gene Ontology annotation, cellular component: lysosome; CORVET complex. NCBI's taxonomy places the organism in Eukaryota, Metazoa, Arthropoda, Insecta, Hymenoptera, Figitidae. The coding region runs from base 344 to 2038 and encodes 564 amino acids. The transcript has 7 exons. The record is from RefSeq and is a predicted model, not a curated record.